Messenger RNA from Camellia sinensis, 1557 nucleotides. The record is from RefSeq and is a predicted model, not a curated record. NCBI's taxonomy places the organism in Eukaryota, Viridiplantae, Streptophyta, Magnoliopsida, Ericales, Theaceae.
AAAGAUAAAUGCAUAAGUUUUAUGGACCAUGAUAGUUAGAAUCUAAUAAGCACCUCUUGCAAGAGAGGUAAGGUUCAUUAAAUUUGAACUAGCUGUUUGAAUCCCUUUUAGUAUCCAGUAUUUCUUUGUAUUUAACUACAUAUUUAACCCAGAAUAAUUUAUAAUUGAAAUAGUUAGUUCUUGCCAUGUAAAGCACAAUAACUGCUCUACAAAUGGCAAGGGCUCUGUUUGAAUGAGAGAUAAUGUGUAUGUACUUUAAUUAAUUAAAUAUAGAUUCAUCAAUGUUGAGUCUGUGAAUAUGUUAAUUUGGUGAACUUGGAAAUUUGUGUGUGGAGGGAUGACUAUAAUCCUGGAAAAUGUGAUUAGGCUUAUACUGAAGUUUUAUUUCAGGUAUCAUUUUCUGCCUGCCGAUAUGCCUUAUUAUGACAAUUGGAAACUCUGCACUAAUUUUGGGUCUCUGGUCUGUUCACUUUUUGUGGACAAAUUAUUGCAUUGUAAGAUCUAAGCAGUUUGGGCCAGUUUUGAAGUUUGUUCUGUGUUUAUUCAUUUAUGUUUUUUUGAUUUUGUGGCCAUCCAUUGGCAUUGUUGGAAGUAUUAUUGGUGGCGCUGCAUAUGGCUUUCUCGCACCAAUGUUUGCCACUUUUAAAGCUGUCAAUGAAGGGAAGACUGAUAAAUUUUACCACUGUAUUUAUGAUGGAACUUCUGACACUGUCAAACAGAGCUUUACUUUUGUGAGGGAUUUUAUGGAUAUAUGUUACCAUUCUUACUUCUCAGUUACGGAUGACCUACGGAGUCAGGGGCAUCAAGAUGGAAAAUAUUUUGAGAUUAGGUCUGUUGUUUGUGCUUUUAAUGUUUGGAACUAUUGUUUGUUUUAGACUCUUAUCAAUUAUCAAUUUGUUUCAGACUAUAAACCUGAAGUAGAAUUUUUAUUCUCAUAUGGAAAUCCUCAAAAUGAACAAAAUUGGCCAGCCUGUUAGAACAUUUAUAGUAUCUUGCAGUCAAAUGCUUGAUUCAACACAUGCCGUUUUGAUCCCCAGUCUUGUGGUUGAAAGUCGAAACAUCAUGGUUGCCACAUGUCAUUUUAUUUCCUAAUUUUAGAUAUUUACUUUUGAUAAACAAAUAACCUUAGCAGCCAAUUCCAAAUCAUAAAAGUAGAUACUCUCAUGCAGUUGGAAAGAAACAGAUCUCUUGAUUACUUUCGUAGAGUUGAUUAGUUUUUUUUUUUGGUAAACCUCGGCGGCACGAGAGGAAAUAUUGAUAAUCCAAAACCGAGAUGGGGACAUAAUGAACCUUACCUCUCUUGCAAGAGUUGAUUAUUGGAUUCUAACUAUCAUGGUCCAUAAAACUUAUGCAUUUAUCUUUUCCUUUCUUUCAUUACUUUUCCGCUUCAUCCUCAAAGAAGAUCGCUGCCUCCUUUCUUGCUCCUCCUCCGCCUUCGCCGUUCUUCAUUGCACCAUCCCCCUCCUGUGCCCAAACUGAUGGAUCUGCCGCAUGUGAAUCGUCAAAUCGGUGUGAUUUCGGUUUGAUUGGUGUGAUUUGGGUUUGAUAUUUUUUCCC